Molecule: messenger RNA, 2125 nt
Organism: Symphalangus syndactylus (siamang)
Lineage: Eukaryota; Metazoa; Chordata; Mammalia; Primates; Hylobatidae
Gene: SPAM1
Product: sperm adhesion molecule 1
Biological process (GO): carbohydrate metabolic process; fusion of sperm to egg plasma membrane involved in single fertilization; hyaluronan catabolic process
Cellular component (GO): acrosomal vesicle
Molecular function (GO): hyalurononglucosaminidase activity
Source: RefSeq, a predicted model, not a curated record
GAAUUCUCAUUCAGAUUUGACCAAGUCAGGUAGAGUUGGUCAACUCUGGGACCAAAGAGAAAGACCAGAACAAACAACAAAAAACCCCAACAGUAUGAUUACUGAACACUCUAAUGGUUAAAUAUUGCAGAGCUAAUAGAUUGGAGUGACUUCUGACCUAGUCACAUCUUAAAGGAAAACUUUUCAGUUUUUACUUUAAAAGGAUGCUAAUGACUAGCCAAUGCUCUAGGAAGACAUUGAGACCAGCCAACUUCUUGCCUUGAUACUACUGAAGAGACAUUGGGUGGCUGGGUUUUGAAAGCAGACUUCUGGUUAUAGGUGAUGCAACUUGCAAAACAAUCCUGAAACAUGAAACAAGAAUAAUAAUAUUUAAAUAUAACUUAAUCAUUAUACCUCUUUAUCCAUCAAAGUGAAUUCAUUCCAUUCCCUUUCAUCUGUGCUCAUACUUUGCAUCAAAUAUUGGGUAAACCAAAGUGUGUAGGAAGAAAUAAAUGUUUUCAUAGUCAUUACUCUUUACAAUGGGAGUGCUAAAAUUCAAGCACAUCUUUUUCAGAAGCUUUGUUAAAUCAAAUGGAGUAUCCCAGAUAGUUUUCACCUUCCUUCUGAUUCCACGUUGCUUGACUCUGAAUUUCAGAGCACCUCCUGUUAUUCCAAAUGUGCCUUUCCUCUGGGCCUGGAAUGCCCCAAGUGAAUUUUGUCUUGGAAAAUUUGAUGAGCCACUAGAUAUGAGCCUCUUCUCUUUAAUAGGAAGCCCCCGAAUAAACGUCACCGGGCAAGGUGUUACAAUAUUUUAUGUUGAUAGACUUGGCUACUAUCCUUAUAUAGAUUCAAUCACAGGAGUAACUGUGAAUGGAGGAAUCCCCCAGAAGAUUUCCUUACAAGACCAUCUGGACAAAGCUAAGCAAGACAUUACAUUUUAUAUGCCAGUAGACAAUUUGGGAAUGGCUGUUAUUGACUGGGAAGAAUGGAGACCCACUUGGGCAAGAAACUGGAAACCUAAAGAUGUUUACAAGAAUAGGUCUAUUGAAUUGGUUCAGCAACAGAAUGUACAACUUAAUCUCACAGAGGCCACUGAGAAAGCAAAACAAGAAUUUGAAAAGGCAGGGAAGGAUUUCAUGGUAGAGACUAUAAAAUUGGGAAAAUUACUUCGGCCAAAUCACUUGUGGGGUUAUUAUCUUUUUCCGGAUUGUUACAACCAUCACUAUAAGAAACCCGGUUACAAUGGAAGUUGCUUCAAUGUAGAAAUAAAAAGAAAUGAUGAUCUCAGCUGGUUGUGGAAUGAAAGCACUGCCCUUUACCCAUCCAUUUAUUUGAACACUCAGCAGUCUCCUGUAGCUGCUACACUCUAUGUGCGCAAUCGAGUUCGGGAAGCCAUCAGAGUUUCCAAAAUACCUGAUGCAAAAAGUCCACUUCCGGUUUUUGUAUAUGCCCGCAUAGUUUUUACUGAUCAAGUUUUGAAAUUCCUUUCUCGAGAUGAACUUGUGUAUACACUUGGUGAAACUGUUGCUCUGGGUGCUUCUGGAAUUGUAAUAUGGGGAAGCCUCAGUAUAAUGCGAAGUAUGAAAUCUUGCUUGCUCCUAGACAAUUACAUGGAGACUAUACUGAAUCCUUACAUAAUCAAUGUCACACUAGCAGCCAAAAUGUGUAGCCAAGUGCUUUGCCAGGAGCAAGGAGUGUGUAUAAGGAAAGACUGGAAUUCAAGUGACUAUCUUCACCUCAACCCAGAUAAUUUUGCUAUUCAACUUGAGAAAGGUGGAAAGUUCACAGUACGUGGAAAACCGACACCUGAAGACCUGGAGCAAUUUUCUGAAAAAUUUUAUUGCAGCUGUUAUAGCACCUUGAGUUGCAAGGAGAAAGCUGAUGUAAAAGACACUGAUGCCGUUGAUGUGUGUAUUGCUGAUGGUGUCUGUAUAGAUGCCUUUCUAAAACCUCCCAAGGAGACAGAAGAAUCUCAAAUUUUCUACAAUGCCUCACCCUCCACACUAUCUGCCACAAUGUUCAUUGUUAGUAUUUUGUUUCCUAUCAUUUCUUCUGUAGUGAGUUUAUAAUUGCACAGGUUAGCUGAAAUGAACAAUAUGUCCAUCUUAAAGUGUGCUUUUUCAACUAAUUAAAUCUUUGAAAAGAA